Molecule: messenger RNA, 1346 nt
Organism: Molossus molossus (Pallas's mastiff bat)
Lineage: Eukaryota; Metazoa; Chordata; Mammalia; Chiroptera; Molossidae
Gene: NUBP2
Product: nucleotide binding protein 2
Exons: 7
Coding region: 20-835 (271 amino acids)
Biological process (GO): iron-sulfur cluster assembly
Cellular component (GO): cytosol
Molecular function (GO): ATP-dependent FeS chaperone activity; ATP binding; 4 iron, 4 sulfur cluster binding
Source: RefSeq, a predicted model, not a curated record
GCGUGCAACAAGCGGAGGGAUGGAGGCGGCGGCUGAGCCUGGAAACCUGGCUGGUGUCCGGCACAUCAUCCUCAUCCUCUCGGGAAAGGGGGGGGUCGGGAAAAGCACCAUCUCCACAGAGCUGGCCCUGGCUCUGCGUCACGAGGGCAAGAAGGUGGGGAUCCUCGACGUGGACCUGUGUGGCCCCAGCAUCCCCCGCAUGCUCCAGGCACAGGGCAGGGCUGUGCACCAAUGUGAUAGUGGCUGGGUGCCUGUCUUCGUGGACAAGGAGCAAAAUGUCUCCCUCAUGUCUGUGGGCUUCCUGCUGGAGAAGCCGGAUGAGGCUGUGGUGUGGAGAGGCCCCAAGAAGAACGCUCUGAUAAAGCAGUUUGUGUCUGACGUGGCCUGGGGGCAGCUGGACUACCUGGUUGUGGACACGCCCCCAGGGACCUCUGAUGAGCACAUGGCUGCCGUUGACGCGCUCCGUCCCUACAGCCCCCUGGGGGCCAUCGUGGUCACUACGCCCCAGGCGGUGUCUGUGGGGGAUGUGAGGCGGGAGCUGACCUUCUGUAGGAAGACAGGGUUGCGGGUGAUCGGCAUUGUGGAGAACAUGAGCGGCCUUGUCUGUCCACACUGCAUGGAGUGCACCAACGUCUUCUCCCGGGGAGGCGGCGAGGAGCUGGCCAGACACGCUGGAGUCCCCUUCCUAGGCUCUGUGCCCUUGGACCCCGAGCUCUCGAGGAGCCUGGAGGAGGGCCGAGACUUCAUCCAAGAGUUUCCCCAGAGCCCUGCCUUUCACGCACUCUGCUCCAUAGCCCAGAAGGUUUUGAAGGAGACACCGGUUCAGCUCUCCUGACCAAGGCAUCUCCUUCUGGAGCCACUGUGGGGCUUGAGCUCACAGAUUCAAGCAGAGGUCCUGGCUGUGGUUCCAGGAGCCUGCAGGUCUGGCCUGUGGGGCUGUCACUGUGUCCACCUCUCCCUCCCGGGCCCUUUAGAGACGUUUCAUGCUUUAACAGCAUCUGGGCACCAGAGCCGUUGACAAUGAGUGGUUCUGCUGGCUUGGUCUGUGGCAGGCCCUGGGGAUGGCUUGGGGUCCUAGUGCCAUAGCCUGAGCUCUGGUGCCUGCACGUGACUUUGUGCCAUGGUGCUCACAUGUCCCAGCCAGGCCGCUCCUGAUGCCCACGUCUCCACAUUGUCCACAAUGCUUGUGGGUCUGGAAACUGGCUGGGGGCCUUUGUCGUCCUCAAGUGCCUGGCUGCUGGCCAGGCCAUAAGUGAUUGUGGUCAUGGAAGGGUGCACCCUGUAAGAUUAACUUGGGAGGCGCCCACAAUUAAAUGUGUCCUACCACUACAGUUAUAAGUGUGACA